Molecule: messenger RNA, 963 nt
Organism: Aspergillus niger
Lineage: Eukaryota; Fungi; Ascomycota; Eurotiomycetes; Eurotiales; Aspergillaceae
Exons: 5
Coding region: 1-963 (320 amino acids)
Source: RefSeq, a predicted model, not a curated record
AUGAGAAUUGAGCGGCGACUCUUUAAGAAUAAAUGGCGUAGAGGACGAGUGGGACAAGUCUGUGUUAGUCCGAGCCGGAAAGAAGAAAAUCACCAGAAAAAUUUCCAGGCCAAGUCCACUCGGACGACUGGAGGGGAGCGCGCAAAUCCCGCUGUGAACUGGGGAUACGCAGCAAUUGUAAGGCGCGACCAAAACCUUACGAGAGCGUGGAGGAGAGGAGAGGAGGAGGAGGAUUGGAAACGGUUGGUCGAACGAACGGUGAUCGCUGGUCAGUCAAUCUCCGGAUUGCAGCUGGACCGUGGAUCAAUGAGAGUCGCGAUGAUCGCGGCGAGUGGAGCCGCGCAGCGUUUUGUUGGGAACUCGGCGACCUUCAAGCCUCGGCCCAACAAAGCGUUACUGGAGAGCUCUGGCAUGCUUGUGAAAUGUGAACAGAUGCUGAUGAAGAUGAUGGAUUGGCAUUGGAAAUUGCAUAGGGAUCUCACAUAUGAUGACCUGCCCGGGAUCACUGGAUAUUUCUCCGCCUCGACAAGCCGAACCAUCACCCUCCGCAAUUACUCUCAACCGCAUGAAACCAGUGGUACAACAUCUCCCAUUCAGCUACAGAUAAAGCAGUUGGGUGGAUCCCGUGACUGCAACAUGACUCGUGGGGCUGACUCAGCAGCUGACAUCACUCAACCAUCAUUGACUCGACAAAUGCGGCAGCUGUGCCCUCAUUGGCCAGAAACGAGGAUUCUGAGCCUGACGGGUCAGAACGCACAUCUCUCGUAUUCUUUCUGUGAUCAUCAUCAAAGUCAUGCAGUUGAGCCUAGAGCUCGUGAUCAGGGAGAUGGAUCGACAUAUUGGCGUGUGCUUUUGAGUAAUAGCAGCUUCUGUGGUCGUAGCUUACUGUAUCCCCUUAACAUUGGGAAUAUAGGGAAAGACAGGAAUUCAAUGAGUACUAGCGGAGACUACAUGCUUGACUGA